AUGCCCGCUCGCUCCGCUGCCUACAUGGUCGUUGAGCCGCACCCAUCGGUGCCCACCACACGCCGCCCAGCUCUACACACUUCACGCGGAGGAGCCGGCAAUGUCAUCUCGCUGCGCGACACCAAAACCACCGACUCCCUGACGGCCACCGGUCCUGCAUCCCUGACUCGCCUCGAUUCCAGGAUUGCCCCGACCUUCAAGUCCGGCCGCGGUGGCGCUGGCAAUGUCCACAGCAGCAGUGAGCGCGCCAUCUUCAGCUUCGACGAGGAGCUAGAGCGCGAGAUGCGUCGCGAAAAGGAGAUUGCCCCUGUCUUCCAUGUCGGCCGUGGUGGUGCCGGCAACCUGAUCUUCAACAGCGAGAGAUCUUAUGGUCUUGAGCGUCGCGAGUCGAGCACCAGCUCUUCCAGCAACGAGUCCCUGGCUGAUCGCGCAAAGGACCGAGCUCGUCAGAGCCUGGAGCGUACCUGGAGCCGACUCACCGGUCACAACUGA
This is a messenger RNA of Talaromyces marneffei, 492 nucleotides long. RefSeq lists its product as uncharacterized. NCBI's taxonomy places the organism in Eukaryota, Fungi, Ascomycota, Eurotiomycetes, Eurotiales, Trichocomaceae. The transcript has a single exon. The coding region runs from base 1 to 492 and encodes 163 amino acids. The record is from RefSeq and is a predicted model, not a curated record.